Messenger RNA from Frankliniella occidentalis (western flower thrips), 1663 nucleotides. RefSeq names its product beta-mannosidase (gene beta-Man). NCBI's taxonomy places the organism in Eukaryota, Metazoa, Arthropoda, Insecta, Thysanoptera, Thripidae. Gene Ontology annotation, biological process: glycoprotein catabolic process. The record is from RefSeq and is a predicted model, not a curated record. Gene Ontology annotation, molecular function: beta-mannosidase activity.
GGCAACACCCCCGGCCGGUCCAGGCGGCGGUGCAGCCGUGGUGGCCGCAGGGCUACGGCGCGCCCACCUUGUACCGGCUCAGCGUCACCCUCCGGCCGCUCGGGCCGCCCCUGCGCGGCGAGGACGCCGACGGCCGGCGCCACGGCCACCUCUGGGACCAUGUCGACGUCACGGUGGGCUUCCGGACGGUGGAGCUCGUGCAAGAGGAGGUGGUCCAGGGGGACCCCACCAAGGGACUGUCUUUCUACUUUAAAGUCAACGGCGUCCCCGUGUUCGCCAAGGGCUCCAACUGGAUCCCCGCACACGUGCUGCCCGAGCUCGGCGCCGACCCGGCCGUCGUCGGCCACCUCUUGCACUCCGCCAAGGAGGCCAACAUGAACAUGCUGCGCGUCUGGGGCGGCGGCGUCUACGAGUCCGAUACCUUCUACCGGCUCGCCGACGAGCUCGGCAUCAUGGUCUGGCAGGACUUCAUGUUCGCGUGCGCCAUGUACCCCGUCGGCGACGACUUCCUGCGCUCGGUCGACGCCGAGGUGCGGCAGCAGCACCGACGCCUCAGCCACCACCCGAGCGUGGUCCUGUGGGCGGGGAACAACGAGAACGAGGCGGCGCUGCGGGGCAACUGGUACCAGACGCGCGGGCCGCUCUUCGAGCGCUACCACCGGGACUACGUCAAGCUCUACGUGGACACGGUGCGCGCCGCCGUGCGCGACGAGGGCUCCGCGGUGCCCUUCGCCGUGUCCAGCCCCUCCAACGGCGCCGAGUCUGAGGCCGAGGACUUCCUCGCCAAGAACCCGUACAGCUCGCUCUUCGGGGACGACCACCACUACGACUACGUCUCGGACGCGUGGAACCCCGCCGUCUUCCACAACACCCGGUUCGGCUCCGAGUACGGCUUCAUGUCCUGGCCCUCGCGCCACACCAUGGCGGCCGCGACGGACGCCGAGCACGCCGACGAGGACCUGGCCCUGGGCAGCAGGCUGGCCGAGCACCGGCAGCACCACCCGGGCGGCAACGCCGAGAUGGCCCUGCAGAUCCUGCAGCACCUGCCGCUGCCCACCCACUUCAACGACUCGGAGCACUUCGACACGUUCGCGUACUUGAGCCAGAUCUACCAGGCGAUGGCCACUAAGAGCGAGACGGAGUUCCUGCGACGGUCCCGGUACCUGCUCUCCCCGCGGGGCGAGGGCCGCACCAUGGGCGCGCUGUACUGGCAGCUCAACGACGUCUGGCAGGCGCCCUCCUGGGCGAGCAUCGACUUCGCGGGCCGCUGGAAGAUGCUGCACCACUACGCCGUCGACUUCCUGGCGCCGCUCAUCGUGUCGCCGCACCUCGAGGGUGACACGCUGCACGUGGACGUCAUCUCCGACGCCGUGGACCCGGACGGCGGCGCGGUGCUGGUGCGCACCGACGUGUUCGCCAUGGACUCGUUCGCGCCCCGCAGCCAGCGCCUGGACGCGUGGUCCCGGGGCUCAUCGCCCAGGGCGUACUCCGCGCCGCUCAGGAGCCUCCUGGACCAGGCGGGCUGCAGCAGCAGCGCCGCGCGCUGGGCCUGCCUCAUCAGGUUCCGGCUGCUGUCGGAGAACAACACGGUGCUGGCGCCCGACAACUUCCUGUUCCCGCGCUCCCCCAGGGACCAUGCCAUGCCCACCGCCCGCCUCCAGGU